Messenger RNA from Fopius arisanus, 2606 nucleotides. RefSeq names its product putative sodium-dependent multivitamin transporter. Gene Ontology annotation, biological process: sodium ion transport; transmembrane transport. The transcript has 6 exons. The record is from RefSeq and is a predicted model, not a curated record. Gene Ontology annotation, molecular function: symporter activity. The coding region runs from base 319 to 1977 and encodes 552 amino acids. Gene Ontology annotation, cellular component: membrane. Lineage: Eukaryota; Metazoa; Arthropoda; Insecta; Hymenoptera; Braconidae.
AGGGCUAGGUAAAUGAUGUAGAUAUGAGGUAGUGAAACAGUCGUGAUCGCACACCUGAUCCUAUCGCUUCGAACGUGGAACAUUUUACGGAAAGAUAAAAAUAUUAUUUGGUCUGAUCAAGAAUAUCUUGAGUUAUAAAUAUUUCAAUUUGCCGAGUGUCCUUGAUGCCAGGCCAUUGGCUAAUCAAGAAUCAGCACAUCAUAAUUUGAUGAAUAAAUAAUUUUUCAGUGAAAACAAAAUAAAAUCUCGUUCAACAAUCGAAAGAAAUGUGGGAAUAAUUACAUAUAUGUAUACAUAUAUUAUUUACAAAUUGGAAAUAUGUAUGAUACAUUAGUAUGGAUCGAUUACGUCAUAAUUGCGGGAACAUUGGCGAUCAGUUCAGGAAUUGGAUUGUAUUACCGAUUCACCGGUGGACGUCAGAAAACGACUGAGGAAUUUUUUGUUGCUAAUCGCGACAUGGGAGUAACGACAAUUGCAAUUGGUCUUAUGGUCUCACUCCUGUCAGCUGUUAGUCUCCUCGGUGUGAGCUCUGAGAUUUAUGUCCAUGGAACCCAUUAUUUGGUAAUCGUUCUGGGUUAUGCCAUUGCUACACCAGUCAUUGCUUAUUAUUAUCUCCCAGUGUUUUUCAAUUUGGGAGAUACAAGUGCAUUUCAGUAUUUAGAAAAACGAUUUGGAGUGAAAACACGACUAGUGACGAGCACAAUAUUUCUCCUACAAUUUCUAUUGUACACUGGAGUUGUUUUGUAUGCACCGGCACUUGCACUUGAAGCAACUACCGGUCUGUCAACGACAAUUAGUGUAUUUAUUAUCGGAAUCGUCUGCACAUUUUACUCGACAAUCGGUGGAAUCAAGGCAGUACUAAUUACCGAUGUCUUCCAAGGGGCUUUGAUGAUUGCCUCGGUUGUUAUUGUUAUUGUAACUGCCGCUGUUGAAGCUGGAGGAAUUGAUAAAAUUUGGCACAUCGCCACCGAGGGAAAGAGAAUUGAUUUCUACAGCACUUCGAUUGACCCAACCAUUCGUCACACCUGGUGGAAUUUGAUAAUCGGUGGAUUUUUCAUUUAUUUAUCAUUGUAUGGAGUCAAUCAGAUACAAGUGCAGAGAAUGCUCACGAUUAGGAGUUUAAAACGGGCGCAAGCUGCAGUAUGGCUCUCCCUUCCCAUCACCAUCAUUCUCGUUUGUUGUAUAGGUUUCUCUGGUCUCGCUUUAUACUCAAAAUACAAUAAAUGCGAUCCCAAAACAGCGGGCGUGAUCGCCUCGAACGACCAAUUGAUGCCUCACUAUAUCAUGGAAAAUUUAUCCAAAUAUCCGGGAAUUCCGGGAUUAUUCAUUGCUGGGAUUUUCAGUGCUGGACUAAGCACGGUUUCCGCAGUGCAAAAUUCCGCAGCUGCUAUUAUUCUAGAGGAUUAUGUUAAACCAUUUCUCAAAAGUCGGCAAAGAACCUUCAGUGAGGACCAAUCGGCCUACAUGAGUAAAUUCUUAGCACUGGUGAUGGGUAUCAUCUGUCUAGGGGUUGCCCUCCUAGCCGAACACUUGGGUAAUCUCCUGCAAGCCGCUCUGACAAUAUUUGGAGUGGUCGGUGGCCCUCUUCUGGGUAUUUACACCCUCGGAAUGUUUAUAGAGAGGAUCGAGGAAAGAAGUGCUAUUACUGGACUAAUUGCCAGUACCAUUCUCUCCCUGUGGAUUGGAUUUGGCGAGCCAAAACCGGAAAUUCCCAAACUCGAUGUCGACGUCAGUGGUUGCAACGUCACAAGGACUUACAAUUUAAAUAACAAGGAGAUAAUAAACGACGAUGACAUAUUUUAUCUCUAUCGGAUAUCAUACAUGUGGUACUGUGCAUUUGGCUUCAUCUCAUGUAUCAUCAUCGGUCUUCUCGCAUCUCUCAUCAAUUCUUGCGCAAGCAACGAAAAAAAAAUACCAAAUCCAGAUUUCUUCACUCCAUUUGUUGCUGCUAGAAUACGAAAACGACAGGCAAUGUGACGUUAUUGAGAUGUUGGAUAAUAUUGUUGAGUCAACAUUGAUGAGAAAAUUCCUGUAUUCUCAGCUAUUCAUUUGCGGUUUCCGGAGUGUUUUUCGAAUUCCUCGGCGUUAUCCCGACCUCAAAUAAAUUCAGUUUUUGACGGUUCGUAUAGAUUCAAUAUUGAUAUUGUUGCAUUAGUUCAAGUCAUGAAACAUUUUUUGGUAUUAUUUUUAUUGUUCUGCAUGAUUGUAAUUCACUCAUUGAUUCAACGCAAUUGACUGCCCUUAAGUCACAAUAUUUUCCGCGUAUUCAAAUGAUCUGCAAUCAAUAAUUGCCAUGAUAAUUAAUGAAACGCAAAUUCCUUCAUUGAAAAGGAUGAUUAAAAGAAAAAACAAUUUUUCCCACACGUGCGAUCACCAUCGCAAUGAAAAUCUUCAAUCAAUAAUUCAUUGAAUGACAUAAAAAAAAACAUCUAUCGACGUACGUAGUAAUGCUGGAUUAUACAACAUUGAUUUCGCUCGAUUUACCUACUAACCCAGUGAGUCACGAAGAGUCUCUAUCAUCCUGGCUUCCAUGAAAACAUGUGCAUACCAAGCGAGUAUCUACCGUGACUCUCGUAUCAUUCAUCAUUGGGGAGAAUAAAGCUGAA